Messenger RNA from Spea bombifrons (plains spadefoot toad), 2972 nucleotides. RefSeq names its product solute carrier family 30 member 7 (gene SLC30A7). Gene Ontology annotation, biological process: zinc ion transport; transmembrane transport; intracellular zinc ion homeostasis. Lineage: Eukaryota; Metazoa; Chordata; Amphibia; Anura; Pelobatidae. The record is from RefSeq and is a predicted model, not a curated record. Gene Ontology annotation, cellular component: membrane; Golgi apparatus. The transcript has 11 exons. Bases 308 to 1480 code for a protein of 390 amino acids. Gene Ontology annotation, molecular function: zinc ion transmembrane transporter activity.
UCUCCGUCAGCGCUUCAGCUCUUUGGUGAGCACGUUAAUGGUUAAGUACAUGACGAUCUGCUUUCUGAUUGGUUGUCGGUUGCUUGUGUGUCACUCUGUGUGUACUGCCGGUUCCCAUCUUCCCCGGAAGCGGCUCGAGCCACUCGAUACGGACCGGGAUCGGUAACAGGGACCGGCUUACCACGGACACGAGACGUGGUGCUGGGGUCGAAUCGCCUGGAAGGAGCUGAGGGGUGUACGGAUCCCUGCCUGUGGAGUGUUAUCGAGUGUUCCGGAUAUCGGGUGUUCAGGUCAUCUGCUCACCAGGAUGUUGCCGCUUUCUAUUAAAGAUGAUGAAUAUAAGCCUCCGAAAUUCAACCUGGUGCGGAAGGUGUCCGGGUGGAUCAGGUCCAUCUUUUCGGACUCCACAUCCAGGAACCUCUUCUGCUUUCUAUGUUUGAAUCUGUCCUUUGCGUUUGUGGAACUUUUCUAUGGAAUAUGGAGCAACAGCUUGGGCUUGAUCUCCGACUCUUUUCACAUGUUUUUUGACUGUACGGCUUUGUUAGCGGGACUGGCAGCCUCUGUUAUCUCUCGGUGGAAAACGAAUGAAGCUUUUUCUUACGGAUUUGUCAGAGCAGAGGUCUUGGCUGGGUUUGUCAAUGGCCUGUUCCUGAUUUUCACAGCAUUUUUCAUCUUCUCUGAAGGUGUGGAGCGAGCGCUGGACACCCCGGAGGUCCAUCACGAGCGUCUCCUUCCUGUGUCCAUUCUGGGAUUCCUUGUGAACCUCGUUGGGAUAUUUGUGUUCCAGCAUGGGGGAAGCCAUGGACACUCUCAUGACGGUGCUCAUGGUCACAGCCAUUCCUUAUUUAACGGUUCCUUAAGCCACGGACACAGUCAUGGAGGGGGUCAUGGGCACAGCCAUGGGGAAGGCCAUGGACACAGUCACGGUGGAAACCACGGCCACAGCCAUGGAGGAGGACACGGCCACAGCCAUAAACAAGGACAUGGUUUUGAUUCAUCCUGUCCUGAUGAGCCACCUGCAGAGCACAGAGGGUCCAGCAAGCAGAUUUUAGAAGGGGUGUUCUUACACAUUGUUGCGGACGCGCUCGGCAGCGUUGGGGUAAUAAUCUCCACUAUCCUAAUGCAACAAUAUGGGCUGAUGAUCGCUGAUCCCAUUUGCUCAAUGCUUAUCGCUAUGCUCAUCAUGGUCAGUGUGAUCCCGCUGCUAAAGCAGUCCAUCGGCAUCUUGAUGCAGCGGACCCCUCCUUCUCUGGACCAUGUGCUUCCUCAGUGUUAUCAGCGGGUGCAGCAACUAGAAGGAGUCUACCAUUUGCAUGACCCUCAUUUCUGGACCCUCUGCACAGAUGUUUACAUUGGGACUUUGAAGCUGGUUAUCGGUCCGGAGGCAGAUGCUCGCUGGAUUUUGAGCCAAACACACAAUAUUUUUACACAGGCCGGUGUCAGACAGUUGUACGUUCAAAUAGAUUCUGCCGUUAUGUAACCAUCAGAUAAUCUUCUGUGUUGGACCAAAGAGCUAAACCUGGACAUGCUCUGAUAAAGCCACUGCAGGAAUGCAACCAUUGGGACCAUAAUCUCCUGUAAAUUUGAUGCCUCUGUAAAGAGGGGGGUUCCAGUUCCUCCAUGCCAGAUCUUUAUUUGUAAGUUUCCUUUUUAUGAACAGACGUCAUGUUGGCUAUCGCCUUUUCCUCCACUUUACCCCUUUUACCUCAAAGGAUCCAGUCUGUGAACUUGAUGCCACUUUACCUUGAGACCGAGUAACAUGUUCAAGCAACAGUGAUGAAGUGACAACUACUUCUACUGUAAGAACCAAAUCCACGUGUCACCACACCAUGGAGGAUCUCUAAGGGAAUCGAAUCAACUUUGUGUUAGAAGGCACUAGCCACACAUGAACGGCUGUUCUCAUCCAAGACAGGGCUUUUGUGCAAUGCCGGGCAGUUUCUAAAAUUCCAGCACCGUCUCAAUAAAAGCGGUUACAACUUCAAACCUUCCUCGCUCUGAGAGGAGCGGGUUACUGUAUACUCCUUUUUAUAGAAACAACCCAUCUUUAGGAACUCAUCAGUGUUACAAAGCAGAUCUAGUUGGGCUGCUCACUGACGAAAGCAGACAUGAACUCCGUUCCAUCGCAACAACCAUCUUAAGACUGUUCAAUGUGAAACCCUUCUGGGAGUCCCAAGUGCCUUUUUACACCGUCCUCUGGAUGGAGGUUUGCGAUCUCCGAAACGCUGACAGUGAGGUGGCGGCUGUGGCGCAAGUCCACUGACGUACCUCUCGUCUAACUCGGUGGGGAAUGUCCUCUUAAGUUUCUCCGCUGUAUUUACGAUUCCUCUGUAACAGACUCCAAUUUUAAAAGCGAUGUAUGUUGUAAGGCAACGUCUUUAUCAUGAAACUAGUUUGUGGAGCCCUCUGCUACCCACAAACUUUCGUGUGUUCUUCUUUUUAAACCAUUCAAGUGGAAACCAUUAAACAAUUUGUGCUUCACCAAUUUUGUAUCCAACCUGAGCACAAGGGCUAGAAAAAUGGUGAAUCUAGAAUGGGGCGGUUUUAAGGGAUUUUCUUUUUUAUUAUAUUUUCCCCAAUAAGAUUUUAAAUGGUAGAGCAAGUUGAUUUUGUGGGAAUGGUUCAUUUUUUUAUUUUUGCUAGGAGCUGAAGUCAUUUUAACCACAUGUGCCAUGAAUUUUUAUUUUUAAGCAUGAAAAAUUGGAUGUCCAAAGAGCUAUAAUGAUGUCACAGUCCAUGAUGUGUUUGAGUGACAAUGUAUGACUUGGACAACACUAGAAAUAAUGUGAACUUUCUGGCUGCACAAAAAAACAAGACAUUUUGCGUCUUAUCCCUCCCGCUCAUGUUUCAUAUAUGGAUUUGGUUAUAAAGCUGAAAAACCCCAAGAUGCCCCCAAAUAGUGUACAAAAACUGUCGGGAGGUGCCAUCGUACCAUUUGACUUGUUAAAAAUCAAAUAAAAAGAGCUGGAACAGUG